Molecule: messenger RNA, 1750 nt
Organism: Chenopodium quinoa (quinoa)
Lineage: Eukaryota; Viridiplantae; Streptophyta; Magnoliopsida; Caryophyllales; Amaranthaceae
Product: probable inactive purple acid phosphatase 29
Exons: 3
Coding region: 131-1360 (409 amino acids)
Cellular component (GO): cytoplasm
Molecular function (GO): hydrolase activity, acting on ester bonds
Source: RefSeq, a predicted model, not a curated record
UUUAAGUACAGAGUAAGUCCAAAUAUAUGUGACAGAGUAACAGACUGGUUAGGUUUAAUAUAAAACUACUCGUAGUUUGAAAGUGGGGUUUUAGAGGGGUUUAGUCAAAUUGAACUAUAGAAAAUUAAAGAUGAGUUCAAGUUUACGGAAAGAAAUGGGUUUUCUGGGUUUAAUCAUAGUGGGAGUAUUUGUAUUGAUGCCCAAAAAUUAUGCAAAAUCAUCAGAUACAAAAAUAAAAGUUGAAAGCAAGGAGAAGUUGUUAAGAUUCAACAAAAAUGGAGAAUUUAAAAUACUACAAAUCUCGGAUAUGCACUACGCUAAUGGCAAGGACACUCCUUGUAGGGAUGUCUUGCCAUCUCAAAUGGAAACUUGCUCUGAUCUCAACACCACACAUUAUCUCCGCCGUUUCAUCCACACUGAGAAGCCUGACCUUAUUGUUUUCACUGGUGACAACGUGCAUUCAAUGGAAGCAUAUAACUACAAUAGAUCGAUGGAUGAAGUAUUUGCAGCAGCAAUUGAGUCCAACAUUCCAUGGGCUGCUAUCCUAGGAAACCACGAUGUUAAUGUAUUGCAAACUGGAAUUUCAAGACAAGCAGUGAUGGAAUACAUAGCCGGAAUGAAAAACACUCUAUCCCUCCUCAAUCCUUCCAAUCUCCUACAAGGUGAGUCCAUUUGGGGUUGGGGCAAUUACAACUUGGAGGUCGCCGGUGUCCAAAACUCCCCUCUUCAAAACAAGUCUGUCCUUAAUCUUUAUCUCCUUGAUACCGGUGAUUACACCUACACCCUCGCUCCUACAUUUUACAUGGGCUAUGAGUGGAUCCAUCCUUCUCAGCAAUCUUGGUUCCUUCGCACCUCCAAACAACUUCAACAUGCCUACACCAGCCCGCCUCAACCACAACAAGGACCCGCUCCAGGGUUGGUAUUCUUCCACAUUCCUAUACCCGAAUUCAACAACAUCACGGAAUCUGAUAUGGUGGGUGUAAAACAGGAGCAUGUCAUUUGCCCCGGUGUUAAUUCAGGUUUCUUUGAUACAAUGCUUGCAGCUGGAGAUAUUAAGGCUGCAUUUGUAGGACAUGGUCAUGUCAAUGACUAUUGUGGCAAGCUUUGUGACAUACAACUUUGCUAUGAUGCCGGAUUUGGGUACCAUGGAUAUGGAUUAGCUGGUUGGGCAAGAAGGGCAAGGGUGAUCAAUGUUAAGUUAGACAAAACUAAAGACGGUAAUUGGGGUCCUGUUAAGUCCAUCCUUACUUGGAAGCGACUUCAUGAUGAUCGUCUCACUCUCAUCGAUCCUGAAGUUCUUUGGACCUCUACUGGUGGAGAUCGAACUCAAUCCUUGUUCAAACCAAUUAUGAGCGAAUAAACUUAUUUGCUGAUGUUGAUGGAGAUGGAGAUGCAGAUACAAACUAGAUAGGAGUAUUUAGAGAUUAGUAUUUAUAGCUAGUUGUAUGAAUUAACCAAGAAUAAAAUUUGGCCUAUGAUUAGCUUGUAUCAAAGAUAAAAGGCCAACAUCAAACCCAUAUUUGUCUUGUACUGUACUGUACUGUUUUACAUUGCUGAUUGAUGUUUUAUGUAAUCUUAGACCAACGAUAUUGAGCCUCUGUUUGAAGUUUCUUAAGAUUAUGUGUACUUUGAUCUUGGUCAUGAGCCUAACCAGGGCAUGGAAUUGAAGUUUCUUAUUAGAAUAUUCUGACCAUGUAUGAAUAUUGUUCAUGUUUCUUAAAGUUUGUGACGGGGACUCCAUUAACAUCAU